AUGUCCGUUCACGCGAACGGAAGAACACCCGCCCAACCUUUCUGCCAGUCCCCUUUUCGGACCCGCAGUGACCUCCAGGAUGCCUGCAAGGCGCUCCUCGACCCCCUCGUCCCCCGCUUCACGCCUGGCGGAAGUCGUGUAAAGAUCGGGUCUUCGACGACUCGGUUUGACGAGGGCGGCGCGCAGAUCGAGGGAUUUGCCCGCCCAUUAUGGGGGCUUGCUUCUUUGUUAGGGGGUGAGGGCGAUUAUCUGGCGGCCUCUCGGUGGCGCGACGGCUUCAUACAAGGGACGGAUCCCGCGAGUCCGGAAUAUUGGGGGGAUAUCGAGGACUUGGAUCAGCGAAUGGUGGAAAUGUGCCCGAUCGGGUUUGCGCUGGCGGUUGCUCCGCAUGUCUUUUGGGAUCCAUUGACUAGUCAACAGAAGGAGAAUGUGGCAAAGUGGCUAGCAAGCAUCAAUGAGCGUGAGAUGCCAAACACGAAUUGGCUAUGGUUUCGAGUGUUUGCGAAUCUGGGUCUGCGGCGGAACGGGGCCCCAUACUCACUGUCUCGUAUCGAGGCUGAUAUGGAUCACCUAGAUACAUUCCAUGUGGGCGGAGGUUGGAGCAAUGAUGGCCCCAAAAGCCAUCACCAAAUGGAUUACUAUUCUGGGUCUUUCGCGAUCCAGUUCUUGCAACUGCUCUACUCCAAACUAGCCGGGGAUUUUGAUCAGCGGCGUGCAGAACAGUAUCGCGAACGUGCCCAGCAGUUUGCGAUCGACUUUGUCUACUACUUCGACCCUGAUGGACGUUCAAUCCCCUUCGGGCGAUCAAUGACAUAUCGUUUCGCCAUGGUUGGAUUCUGGGGCGCAUUGGCUUUUGCGGAUGUCACUCCUCCUGCACCGCUCACCUGGGGCAUAGUGAAGGGCAUACUGCUUCGUCAUUUCCGAUGGUGGGCAACCCAAGAGGAUAUGUUCAACAACGACGGAACAUUGACCCUCGGGUACUCUUACGCCAACAUGUACUUGACGGAGAACUACAACUCGCCAGGCUCGCCAUACUGGUGCUGCCUGUCCUUUGUACCUCUUGCUUUACCAGAGUCACAUCCAUUCUGGGCCGCUGAAGAGGAAACAUACCCGACGUCCCUUUCGGCUGUGGCGGCUCUCAAAUACCCAAAGCAUAUCAUGGUUCACCGCGGCGGACACACCUUCCUACUCUCAUCUGGACAGGCUUGCCACUACCCCGUCAAAGCGAUUCAGGCCAAAUAUGGCAAAUUCGCUUAUAGUGCAUCCUUUGGAUACUCGGUACCAACUGGGGGAUACCAGCUGGAACAGCAUGCCCCCGAUAGUAUGCUAGCUCUCUCUGAGGAUGGCGGCGAGGUUUGGCAGACACGCAGAGUUGUUGAGGAUGCACGUAUCGAGUACCGGGACGACGUUCCCAUUCUCAUCUCCACCUGGAAGCCCUGGUCAGAUGUCGAGGUCGAGACGUUCCUUAUCCCUCCAGUCGACGGAAGCGAGAACUGGCACAUUCGGGCUCACCGUGUCCGCACCGGGCGGGAUCUCCAGACCUCUGAAGGAGCGUUCGCGAUAUAUGGCUGCCAAAGCAGCAAUGGGCGCAUUCUUCCGCCUUUCCCCGACUUCUCCAACCUGUCAGCUGAGGGGACAUUGGCGGAAGCUCAACGUGCACUUACCGUGUCCUUAGCAGGUGCAGUUGGCAUCGUAGGACUACAGUCAACGGAUCGCUCAGGGAGAGUUGUCUUGGCGGACCCAAACUCGAAUCUGCUCCAUGGCCGAACCCUCCUACCAUCCCUCGCAGCUGAUCUAAAAUCAGGCACGGAAAUCUGGUUUGUGAGCGCGGUGUUUGCCUUACCAGCACAUGGAAACGGAGAGGGCUGGGAAGAUAUCUGGCUCGAGAAAUGGAAUAAGCCACCGGUUCUCCCAGGAUGGUUGAAGCAGCUGGUCGAGGGUUGA
Molecule: messenger RNA, 1944 nt
Organism: Aspergillus calidoustus
Lineage: Eukaryota; Fungi; Ascomycota; Eurotiomycetes; Eurotiales; Aspergillaceae
Source: the annotation of a GenBank genome assembly